Messenger RNA from Ixodes scapularis (black-legged tick), 942 nucleotides. Its product is annotated as pre-mRNA-splicing factor SYF2. Gene Ontology annotation, cellular component: catalytic step 2 spliceosome; post-mRNA release spliceosomal complex; Prp19 complex. The transcript has 6 exons. The record is from RefSeq and is a predicted model, not a curated record. Lineage: Eukaryota; Metazoa; Arthropoda; Arachnida; Ixodida; Ixodidae. The coding region runs from base 166 to 849 and encodes 227 amino acids.
AACGGCGACAACGGUGUGUGUGUGUAGCAACGUUGGUGUGUAGCAUGUGUAGUUCGUUUUGUUUUUUUGUGGUGGUGGUUAUGAUGGUGGCCGUGUUGUUCUCGUAAAUAUUGCGCAGUUAACGGCUAAAUUAUUCCCACAUUCUCACCAAAAAAUAUUACGAACAUGUCAGAAAAGCCGUCAUGUUCGUCGUCGGCGAGCAAACGAUCGGAGCAACUGGAACGCUUGAGAAACCUUCACAUGCGUCGGAACGAGGCGAGAACUCUAAAUUACCAAGAGGUGGUCGAAGAGGACAGAAAAACGAAGCUGCCGGCGAAUUGGGAGAACAAACAGAAAUGGGCGCAAUACAAGUUGGACGAGGAGAAAAAUUACGAGGAUGCUUCAAAGCGAGGGGAAGACUACGCGCGUCUUAAGCUGCUGAACGUGAGUGCGGAUGAGGCGGAACGGCUCGAUCGGAAAAAGAAGCGCAAGAACCCAGACUUCGGAUUUUCAGAUUACGAAGCAGCCACUGUGAGGCAGUACACACGUCUCGUCAAGCAGAUAAAGCCAGACAUGGAGGUCUAUGAAAGAAAGAAGGAAGAGCUGGGCGAGGCAUUGUAUCCAACAAGAGAUACAAUAAUUCAUGGUCUGCACAAGGAUUCAAAGGAAGAUGUUGAUCGCAUGGUUCAAGAUCUCGAGAAGCAGAUUGACAAGCGUAACAAGUACAGUCGCCGUAGGCGCUUCAAUGACGAUGAAGAUAUCGACUACAUCAACGAGCGCAACAUGAAGUUCAACAAGAAGCUGGAGCGUUUCUAUGGUCAAUACACGGCCGAAAUCAAGCAGAACUUGGAGAGAGGAACAGCAGUGUAAUUCAUGAAGUUGCUUCAUGGCCAUUUGCACUAGACUGACUCAUGCACUUGGAAACCACUUUUAAACCCAUUAAUAAAAGCGAUUGUAUAAACA